This is a messenger RNA of Catharus ustulatus (Swainson's thrush), 2946 nucleotides long. RefSeq lists its product as uncharacterized. The coding region runs from base 1 to 2946 and encodes 981 amino acids. Lineage: Eukaryota; Metazoa; Chordata; Aves; Passeriformes; Turdidae. The transcript has 25 exons. The record is from RefSeq and is a predicted model, not a curated record. Gene Ontology annotation, biological process: regulation of cell population proliferation.
AUGAAUCUCCCUAUCUUGACUGCAGUCCUUCUUGGACUUAUCCUGACUCCAGGCCAUGCUGAUCAUUCUCAGCAGACGGAUAACAACUGCCAGAUCUCUGGUGGUGGUGUUUUCCAAAAUAUGACUCUCAGCAGUCAAACACUUGUGGUGGUAAUUGAACAAAGGAGCGAUCACCUCUCAUGGAAAACCAUCUGGAACUACAAAACGGGUAUCAUUGCAACGAAAGUGAUGCCAGAAAGAACUUGCUAUAUUUCCACCAUGAACAGAAAUGAUAUGCCCAGCUUUGAAAAUAUGGCCCAACUGGCGUCACAGAACGGGAACCUGCUUGGACUUGGAAGACCACACAAGAAGAUCACCUUUGUCACCAAUGGAUUGGUCAACAACCUCAGCUCUUACGGCAUUGAAAUCACCGCCAUGUGCAGUGGACUCACCACCUACUUGGCCUACGAAGUUCACAAUACCCAAGUAAAUGUGGGAUCAUGCAUUACGCUCGAUGUCAUGAGAGUCGUGGAUCUGCAGUACUGCACUGGCAAUGGCAAUGGACAGUUUCCUCAGACUCCUGGUGGCCUCCACAACGGCACGCAAGUCAUCAUUGGUGGCCAGUCCCAAAUCGUGACCAUCAACAGGCAAUGGCACGUGGCAAUCAUUGAGCAAAACACCAUCAGCGGGUCCUUUAAAACCAUCUGGAACUACAACACGGGCGUCAUUGCAACCAAAGUCACGCAACAGAACACCUGCUACAUUUCCAUCAUGAACAAAAGUGAGAUGCCCAGCUUCAAUAAUCUGGCCCGCCUGGCACAAGAGAGCAGGAACCAGAUCGGUUUUGGAAGACCACACAAGAAGAUCACCUUUGUCGCCAAUGGAUUGGUCAACAACCUCAGCUCUUACGGAUCAGAUGUCUUCUCCAUGUGCAGUGGACUCACCACCUACAUGGCUUAUGAAGUUCACGGACUCCAAGUGAAUCUGGGAUCAUGCAUUACCCUCGAUGUCCUGAGAGUCGUGGAUCUGCAGUACUGCACUGGCAAUGGCAAUGGACAGUUUCCUCAGACUCCUGGUGGCCUCCACAACGGCACGCAAGUCAUCAUUGGUGGCCAGUCCCAAAUCGUGACCAUCAACAGGCAAUGGCACGUGGCAAUCAUUGAGCAAAACACCAUCAGCGGGUCCUUUAAAACCAUCUGGAACUACAACACGGGCGUCAUUGCAACCAAAGUCACGCAACAGAACACCUGCUACAUUUCCAUCAUGAACAAAAGUGAGAUACCCAGCUUCAAUAAUCUGGCCCGCCUGGCACAAGAGAGCAGGAACCAGAUCGGUUUUGGAAGACCACACAAGAAGAUCACCUUUGUCGCCAAUGGAUUGGUCAACAACCUCAGCUCUUACGGAUCAGAUGUCUUCUCCAUGUGCAGUGGACUCACCACCUACAUGGCUUAUGAAGUUCACGGACUCCAAGUGAAUCUGGGAUCAUGCAUUACCCUCGAUGUCCUGAGAGUCGUGGAUCUGCAGUACUGCACUGGCAGUGGCAAUGGACAGUUUCCUCAGACUCCUGGUGGCCUCCACAACGGCACGCAAGUCAUCAUUGGUGGCCAGUCCCAAAUCGUGACCAUCAACAGGCAAUGGCACGUGGCAAUCAUUGAGCAAAACACCAUCAGCGGGUCCUUUAAAACCAUCUGGAACUACAACACGGGCGUCAUUGCAACCAAAGUCACGCAACAGAACACCUGCUACAUUUCCAUCAUGAACAAAAGUGAGAUGCCCAGCUUCAAUAAUCUGGCCCGCCUGGCACAAGAGAGCAGGAACCAGAUCGGUUUUGGAAGACCACACAAGAAGAUCACCUUUGUCGCCAAUGGAUUGGUCAACAACCUCAGCUCUUACGGAUCAGAUGUCUUCUCCAUGUGCAGUGGACUCACCACCUACAUGGCUUACGAAGUUCACGGACUCCAAGUGAAUCUGGGAUCAUGCAUUACCCUCGAUGUCCUGAGAGUCGUGGAUCUGCAGUACUGCACUGGCAAUGGCAAUGGACAGUUUCCUCAGACUCCUGGUGGCCUCCACAACGGCACGCAAGUCAUCAUUGGUGGCCAGUCCCAAAUCGUGACCAUCAACAGGCAAUGGCACGUGGCAAUCAUUGAGCAAAACACCAUCAGCGGGUCCUUUAAAACCAUCUGGAACUACAACACGGGCGUCAUUGCAACCAAAGUCACGCAACAGAACACCUGCUACAUUUCCAUCAUGAACAAAAGUGAGAUGCCCAGCUUCAAUAAUCUGGCCCGCCUGGCACAAGAGAGCAGGAACCAGAUCGGUUUUGGAAGACCACACAAGAAGAUCACCUUUGUCGCCAAUGGAUUGGUCAACAACCUCAGCUCUUACGGAUCAGAUGUCUUCUCCAUGUGCAGUGGACUCACCACCUACAUGGCUUACGAAGUUCACGGACUCCAAGUGAAUCUGGGAUCAUGCAUUACCCUCGAUGUCCUGAGAGUCGUGGAUCUGCAGUACUGCACUGGCAAUGGCAAUGGACAGUUUCCUCAGACUCCUGGUGGCCUCCACAACGGCACGCAAGUCAUCAUUGGUGGCCAGUCCCAAAUCGUGACCAUCAACAGGCAAUGGCACGUGGCAAUCAUUGAGCAAAACACCAUCAGCGGGUCCUUUAAAACCAUCUGGAACUACAACACGGGCGUCAUUGCAACCAAAGUCACGCAACAGAACACCUGCUACAUUUCCAUCAUGAACAAAAGUGAGAUACCCAGCUUCAAUAAUCUGGCCCGCCUGGCACAAGAGAGCAGGAACCAGAUCGGUUUUGGAAGACCACACAAGAAGAUCACCUUUGUCGCCAAUGGAUUGGUCAACAACCUCAGCUCUUAUGGAUCAGAUGUCUUCUCCAUGUGCAGUGGACUCACCACCUACAUGGCUUAUGAAGUUCACGGUGAGUGCAAGCAAAGGAAUUCUAAGUGA